UCGGGCCGCGUCGUCCUCGCUUCACCCGCUCUGAAUAUUCACGCGCCCGCGAAUCUACCCCACGCAACGGGAGCGGGCGGGCUGAUGCUCUGCAGGGUGGUGGCGGUGGCGGAGGCGCUGGAUUCAGUGGCGGAGUCGUGAGGUGCUCGGGGGAGGGAGGAGAGGGCGGUGGUAAGCGGGAGGGGGUGAGCAGAGAUGAUACGGUACCAAAUACGGAACGAGUACGGGCUGUCGGAUCCGGAACUCUACGCGGCGCCGGGGGAGGAGGAUGACCCGGAGGCGCUCCUCGAGGGCGUCGCCAUGGCCGGUCUCGUCGGCGUGCUCCGCCAGCUCGGGGAUCUCGCGGAGUUUGCAGCAGGAAUUUUUCAUGACCUGCAUGAAGAUGUGAUGGCCACUGCUUCUAGAGGACAUGGUUUAAUGCUCCGGUUGCAGCAGCUAGAGGCAGAAUUUCCAGCAGUUGAGAAGGCAAUUAUAUCCCAGACUGACCACUCAAAUUACCCACAUGAUGAUGGUGUUGAGUGGCAUGCAAAUCUUCAACUUAAACAGAAUAUGAUCACACAAGGAGAUAUGCCCCGUUUCAUUUUGGAUUCAUAUGAAGAAUGCCGUGGCCCACCACACUUGUUCACGUUGGAUAAGUUUGAUCUUGCUGGUGCUGGAGCUUCCUUAAAGCGAUAUUCUGACCCCUCUUUCUUCAAGACAGAACAUGCCUCGAACAUGAUAGAAAUGGAUGUUGUCAUCGAAAAGAAGCCCCGUAGAAUCAAGAAGAAGGCUAUGCGUUGGAGGAAAGGAGCGACACUUGAAUCAUUACUAAUUACAAACUCUGAGCCUCACACUACCUCCAAGGAUCGAACUUCUAGAAAAGUUCCACCAAGGACAACAAAGUUGAAAUCAAGGCAUCCACGGAGUCCUGACCAAAAAACUAUUAGCAGAAUCUGCAGGGAGCAUCUGCAAGAAGUAAUUUCGUCACAACAAAAGAUCUUGUCCAGCUAUUCUGCAAGGCACUGCCAUGUGAAAUUUAGGUCAACUGACUCAAGUGAAACAACAUCUCCAUAUGGAGAGUUGGACAAUUUUGCUGCUCUUGUUCAAUCUUCUGGUAAAUUGGAACUCACUAAAGUUGUUCCAGUAAAUGAAUCUUAUACUGUGGAGACUACAUCUGCACCCACUAAUGGAUCAGCUUACCUGGAGGCAGACGAUAAACAAUUUCUGGGGAAACAACAUGGACCUACUGAAUUGAAAGAGGCCUGUAAGAUGUCUCUCGUGGAACAAAAUGACAUGAUCCGUGACUCAGAAAAGCUGCAGGAAUCUUCAGAUUACCUGGUUGGGGAAUGUAAUCGCAGAUUGCAGUCAGUACGUGAAGAGAAACUUCUAUUAGCUGUGCUUUCUUCUAAUCAUGAUGUCAAUGGCUGCAGGCCUGAUGACAUUGCUAGUGAUCAAGGCAACUUUGUCGAUGCUCUUAACAUGGGCUCUGAAGGUGAAGCAGAUCUUGAAAUGAAAACUGAGCGGGAUUCCAGUUCCAAUGUGGAAGGGAAUGAAUUGAACUGUCAUAGCAAGGAAUGUGAAAUUGCAUUGGACGCACAGUUUCCAGAAGUAGGUCCUGCAAUUGACUCGUCACCAGGUCUGAAAGAUUCAUGCAAUGGUGGAGAACCAACCUGUGUGGACUUGCCUUUGAUAAAUGAUUCUGCUCCUUCCGCAGUUUCAAAUAGUAAUGGUCCAAACUCGGGUUCACCUUCUAGCAGACAAUUGAAUGGUGUUGAUUGGACCAAUGAUGAAGAGCCUUUUAAUGAUGACGAUCUCAUGGAUGUGAGUUCAUCAUCUAGUGUAGUUUCGGACAAUGCUGACAUGCAAACCAAUGCUGAUCAUGUUGGUUGUCAACAAUACCAGGACGAAGCUUAUCACUCACUCAAUGAUGAUCAUGCUGCUGUUAUCCACAGUUCUGAUAAACAGUCACCCAAGACAUCUAGUGGCUUAAAUGGUUUGGCUGUCAGUAGCAUCAAUUACACUGACAAAGCAUAUCACUCUGUGGAUCAUGGCAAGAACUUUGAGCUAGAUGGUACUUCUAUUGUAUUGAGCAAACUUAAUGAUGUUUCAGAAGAUGAAGAAGAUAUCAAUGUUGGGAUUGCUGAUGAUUUGUUUCUCCACCCAACCAUACCCAAUCAAGAGAAAAUACAGGAGUUGAAGAAAGAAUUCGAAGAAGGCAAAUCUCUAGAUACAGAUACUUCACCUGGCAAACUUGCAUCAUUGCUAGUUAAGGAUCAUGGUAUGUGCAUGAAUGAUUUGGAGAUGGACAAUGUUUUAGUUCCUGAAGAAAUUGUUGCGGAUACUACCCCAACGGGUUUGCUUUUAGAUGUUGAUUCAGGAAUUGUUCCGACAAAUUCAAGCAUGCACAGUAAUCUGUUGUAUGAAUCAUAUGAUGACGGGGUUGUUGAAGACGUGCACUCUUUAUCAGAUGAUGAUCUAUCAACUCCUAAAAAGCUUGUUGCAGAGGAUCAUCGAAUAGUUGUGCUUGAAGAAGGGACUUGUUCAGCUAGCCUCAACACACACAAAGAGGAUUCCUUGCAAGCAUCUGUCAUGGACAGGGAAUUCUCUUAUGUUCAAGAGCUUCCCGGAGUCAUUCAAGGUGUAUCACCUUCUCAAGAUGACACAGAAGCUUAUGUAGGGGAGACACUUGCACCCUCUUCCUGUGUGUUCAAUGAUGACACAGAACCACUGAAGAUUGGUGAUCCUCUAGCCCCUAGUACUUCAUCUCUAUCUGGGUCCAGUUUUUCCUGCGUGGAACAGCAUGCAUUGACUGAAAUGGAAGACAUUGUGGAAUGUUGUAAAGUUGUGGAUGCAGAAGAAUCAACUGCUAACAGGUUUGCAGAUGAUGUGGUACCUACUGAAGAGUUCACUGAUGCUGCCAAGUGUACUGAGAAAGCAGAGGUUCUGGCUACAAAUUCAACUGAAGAAGAUUCUAUGCAUGAUUUGCAAUUACAGUCUAGUUCUCCUUUCAGUGAAGGCAUGGAAACAGCAGAAGCUACUUGCAGAAAUCUUGGGGAAGUAGAUGAAUCAAGUGAACAUCUCUCUAAGAAAAGUAUGUUGCAGGCAGACAAUAUUCCUCCUCUUACUGAAAUAGAGACUACAGGCGAAAAAUGUGGUGACAGUGAUGAUAAUCAAUUUCUUUCCUCGGCGCGUUUUCCAAAAGAAUCUGAUUAUCAAGAGGAAUUACUAGAAGAGGCCUGUCUUAAUGCUGAAGUUCUCUCUCGGUGUAAUUCAGAUAAGGAUGGUGCAGUAAGCCUGAAAAGUAACACGGUGGAGAAACAACCACUGGAUGUUGAUCAAGAUUUGGUGUGGGGAAUGUCUGCUCAAGAUUCUAGUAGUACAAGCUCAUCCAUGGAUCCUGUCUACAUGAUGAGCCAUGCUCAAAUUUAUCCAUCUCCAGGUACCAGUUACCAACCAUGUUUCCCUGAAGAACAGGAUUUCCUUUCAGAACUUUUAAUACAACAUGGCAAUAUGGGAGCAGCUGCUGAUUCCCUUUGGGAACCUGCAACUCCACCUGAUGAAGCACCAUUACCAUCAGAAGUUAUGACUGAAGAAGAUUUCAAAUCCUUCUGCCACGAAUAUCAUGAGAUAGAUUUUACAGCUGGCACUGAAGGUUGUCAUGGUGAACCAGCCUCAGAUUCUAAUAGUAUGCCAAAUGCUUGUGUGGUCAGUGAACCAGAUUUUCCUUGUUCUGUAUCUGCUUUGCCGGUGAAGUUAGACCAGGAAGCCUGUGUUCGUUCUAAGUUUGGUAUUCAGCAUACUGAAUAUUCAUCUGCCACAGAUAUACAAGCUGAUACAUCAAUGCCCUGUUCUGGCGAAGAAGAUUUCAAGGAUGAUACACCACGAGUAGAUUCUCACUUAAAAUCUCACGAGUCUUUCAGUGAUAACAGAAGUCCUGAAUUAGAUAUGCUCUCUGUUCCAAUGGAUUUUGACUUGUAUGGGGUUGAUUCUUAUAGUAGUUCUCGUUUGUUUGAUAAAGAGGAUAAAGAGAAGACGUGUGAAGAAUGCUGCUCUCCUUCAAGCAACAUUGUUCCAGUGAAAAAGGAGCUGGAAAUUCGUGCUAACCUUGUUCCACAUUCUUUUAUUGAUCAAAAGGUAGACGAACUGGAUGCUCCCUCAAGUAAUGCUGUGCUAGUGGAACCAGAGAUAGGAGCCCAUGUCUUGGAUAAAUAUGAUGAUAAAGAUGUUCCAUGUUGUUCAACUAGUGAGAAGAUAGGUGUCCUAACUUCACGCAAACCUGUUCUAGUCCAGGGGUCAGAAGUUUGCAUCUUUGGUGAAUUUGAUUCUCGAAUUGUUCCACCAUCCUCAACUGAUGAGAAUAAAGACACUGUAGAAGCCCCUGCUUUAAGGACUUCUUUCCGAGCCGAACAGGAGUUAGAAUGUUGCCCUUCUGGUGAACAUGAUUCUCAAAUCGCUUUAUCUUCUUCGCUCGAUGAGAAGAUUGAUGAACUGGAUGGCCCUCCUUUGAGCAAUGAUGUUGUACUGGUUCAGGAGCCAGAAGUUUGUGUACCAUGUGGACUUGAUUCUCGAAUCGCUCCAUGUUCUUCAACUGAUGAGAAAAUAUAUGAACUAGAUUGCCCUCCUUUGAGCAAUUCUAUUUUAGUGGAUCUUGAGUCAGAAGAUCAUGCCUCGUGUGGCCUUGAUUCCCAAGUUACCCCAUGUUCUUUGGCUAAAAAUAAGACUGAUGAAUCUGAAGCUGCUCAAUCAAACAGUGUUCUUCCUGAGGGUCUAGAGCAGGAAGCUCAUGCAUCCCUUGAAUUGGAUUCUCAAGUUGAUGCAUGCUCCUUGAAUGGUGGUAAGGUUCGUGAAAUAGAUGGGCCUCCAUCAUGCAAUGUCAUGGUGGAAUCAGAGAAGGAAUCUGGGUGCUCAACUGAAUUUGAUUCCCAAUCCGCACCAUAUUCUUCAAAUUCAGGUGUACUAGAUGGCACAACAGCAUUGACUUUUAUUCCUGUCAUGCCAAUUACUGAGGAAACAUAUCAGUCGUCUCCUGCUCCACCACCCACUGUACCAUUGCCAAAUGGUUCCUAUGAAGAUCCUCAAAAACCACCCCCUCUCCCUCCUCUCCAAUGGAGGCUUGGAAAGCCUCUCCUAGGGCUGCUGAGUACAAAAGGCUGUAUGCCUGAGCCUGCUAGGAGAACAGACCCUGUUUUGCAGGCACCAAGCCAAGAGAUGGACACUCGGUUAGGUUUGCUUGAUCGAAUGAAUAUAUCAAUAAAACCAGUAUCCUCUGAAGAGAUCAAAGAAGAUAGAUAUCAGAAUUCGAUGGUAGACUGUAAUGAUCGAAAUGUAGAAUUUGGAAGAUUAUCGACCAGUCUAGCAUUAACUGAUGUUGCAAGGACUGAACACGACUUGCCAUUCUCAGAUGCUUCAGAUAACAGUAAGCAAGAGGGCCAUAUGUCUUCAUCCGCAAUAGGAGUUGAGGAACAUCUGGAUGAUACUGGGGUCACAUCGACAACAAGAGUUGAGGAACAUCUGGGUGAUUCUGGGGUCCCACAUGGAACGGUUUUAUACCCAUUGAACCCUCUGCUUCAGUUUCCUACAUAUGAACAACAGGGCCCUCAAUUGUGCAUCUUAUCUUCAGAUGCUUCAGAAAAUAGUGAGCAUCCCAGUGAUACGAAUCCAGCUGCAUCUGAGGAUGCCAAAUCUGUGGAUGGUCACAAUGCUGAUGGUGGCAUGGUGAGCACUUCAACUACAGGACAUGUUUCUGAAAAUAGGUGUUACCAGCAAACUCAGCACGGUGAAUCACUCUCAGAGAAUUCAGACCAUAAAGAGCAUCUUUCUAAUGCAUCAGAGGAUAAGAGUGUAAAAGAUCAGUCUAUUACAGGUGAGGCACCUUCAGACACACCAAACCAUUCUGCACCAGGCUCACUGUUGGAAGAAGGGAAUAGCCAGGAGAGUCAAAUUUUACAGGAACAAAAUGUGGAGAUCUCUGAGGAUAGUCAGUUGGAAGGCUCAUUUGCCAGUGCAGAAUCAACGGCAACUCAAGAUUAUCCACAUGAUGAACAUAAUUUGGAGAGAGCAAAGAUACACCAGCCAAUCAGCCCAGGCCCGUUCGUGGUGUGGCCUGGUGAUAAAAGUAACCUCGUUAGUGGCCUUGAUGAAGGAAGCUAUGCACAUGCGGAGCAGCCACCUGUGAUGGGAUGGACUGUUGGACCUCAGAUGCUUCAUCCUAAUUAUGGUAUAUCAGUAGAAGAGAACCAAUUUGAACCAAAUAUCGCAGAUAAUCGUUUAAUCAGGAAGCCUAUUUCAAUUAAAAACAUCCCAAGGAAUCCAUUGGUUGAUGCUGUCGCUGCUCAUGAUAGAAGCUCGAUGCGAAAGGUUUCAGAGCUUGCACCCCCAACUGACAAGCCAAAGCCCAAUGAGAGAAACUUGUUGCUAGAACAUAUAAGAAACAAGACCUUCAACCUGAAACCAGUGGAUUCUGCGAAGCCAACAGCCAUGAGAUCCCCUGCUAGAGCCGGUACUAGAAACUUGAAAGUUGCUGCAAUCAUAGAAAAGGCAAAUGCCAUACGUCAGGCAGUGGGAAGUGAUGACGAAGAUGAAGAGGAUAACUGGAGUGACACAUAGACGGCUACUUUUUGCUCUCUGCCUCUCUUGGUUUUUUUCCAUUGCAGAAAGAUGCCAAAUCAUCAAGAACACUCUGGAUAGGUUGGGUUCAGCUCAGCCAUGUCAUUUUUUGGUUAGCAAUGCUAGUCUUAUGUAUAGUAUAUGCCCAUACAUUUCUGGUUUUCUUUUCCGUUCUUUUACCCUAUUGUUUGUAUACUUGCCUCUCCCAGCAGCAAAGGCUGUUGUGGUAGCUAUGAUCCAUGGAGAGCGUGCAUACUCUUCAGGUCUAUGUAAAUUAAACUGAUGUUCUAAGUAAACAGAAUUAUUUACUGAAAAGAGUUGUCUGCUA
Molecule: messenger RNA, 6913 nt
Organism: Phragmites australis (common reed)
Lineage: Eukaryota; Viridiplantae; Streptophyta; Magnoliopsida; Poales; Poaceae
Product: SCAR-like protein 1
Exons: 11
Coding region: 196-6585 (2129 amino acids)
Biological process (GO): positive regulation of Arp2/3 complex-mediated actin nucleation; actin cytoskeleton organization
Cellular component (GO): cytoskeleton
Molecular function (GO): protein kinase A regulatory subunit binding; Arp2/3 complex binding; actin binding
Source: RefSeq, a predicted model, not a curated record